Messenger RNA from Lindgomyces ingoldianus, 351 nucleotides. RefSeq lists its product as uncharacterized. The record is from RefSeq and is a predicted model, not a curated record. The transcript is spliced from 2 exons. Lineage: Eukaryota; Fungi; Ascomycota; Dothideomycetes; Pleosporales; Lindgomycetaceae. Bases 1 to 351 code for a protein of 116 amino acids.
AUGCGCAUGAGUCGGGGUAGUCGGAUCACUUGCUGCAUGAUAGCUUUGUAUGCACUACAGAAGGCGAGGCAUUCUGUGGCAUACUCUGGAGGCAGGAAGUAUAGUCACUCUGUGGUGUCGAAGGCGGAGUCGGCUCCGUUUAGAAUGGCUUCGGAAGUGAAGAAUCAAACAACGAUCGACUUAAAUCAUCCUCAUCGGCAUGCGGUCCCCUCGCCACAAGCAAAUCUGUCAAUCCGCGACUAUAAGAUACCCAGCGAUUAUUCGUCGGCAUGUAUAGCAACAACAAUAGCACCCUCUCCGAGUUUCGAAUUCUCCUUUACGAAUUUCGGCACUUUCCUAUUACGAUACUAA